Messenger RNA from Diospyros lotus (date-plum), 459 nucleotides. RefSeq lists its product as uncharacterized. The transcript is spliced from 5 exons. Bases 1 to 459 code for a protein of 152 amino acids. Gene Ontology annotation, cellular component: cytoplasm. The record is from RefSeq and is a predicted model, not a curated record. NCBI's taxonomy places the organism in Eukaryota, Viridiplantae, Streptophyta, Magnoliopsida, Ericales, Ebenaceae.
AUGGCUUUGAUGUUUCAUUUAUCUGUUGAUGCUUCUUUUACAGGCCUUGCAAAGCCAGCUUCUGUUAUUGAAACAUUCUGUGCUGAUGAGCUGGUUUCACGUUAUAUAACACUUGAUGGCGUUGUUAUUUUGGUUGACUGUAAGCAUGCCAUGCAGCAUCUAAAUGAGGAGAAACUGAGAUUUGUGGUGAAUGAGGCAGUGGAACAGAUUGCCUAUGCAGAUCGUAUUAUUCUGAACAAGAUAGAUUUGGUGACUGAGGCUGAGUUGGACAUUUUGACCAAGAGAAUUAAGCAUAUCAAUGGGAUGGCUCAAAUAAAGCUCGCUAAACAUGGGGUUGUUGACAUGGAUUUUGUUUUGGGAGUGGGAGGUUAUGACCUUGAAAGAAUUGAUUCAGAAGUUCAGGGUGAUGGCUCUCACUUGGUUACGCAUUCACAUGAAAGUGGGCAUGGUGAAUGUUAG